AUGGCCGGUGCUCAAAAGAUUGCCAUUGUGUCGGUCUACGACAAGACGGGCCUGUUGGACCUUGCCAAGGGCCUAGUCGCCAACAAUGUCCGGAUCCUCGCCUCUGGCGGCACCUCGCGCAUGAUUCGCGAGUCUGGCUUCCCUGUUGAAGACGUCUCUGCCAUCACCAAGGCGCCCGAGAUGCUCGGCGGCCGCGUCAAGACCCUCCACCCCUCCGUCCACGCCGGUAUCCUCGCGCGCGACCUCGAGUCAGACGAGAAGGACCUUGCCGACCAGAACAUCAACAAGGUCGACUUCGUCGUUUGCAACCUGUACCCCUUCAAGGAGACCGUCGCCAAGGUCAACGUCAGCAUCCCCGAGGCUGUCGAGGAGGUCGACAUCGGUGGCGUCACGCUGCUCCGCGCCGCCGCCAAGAACCACAAGCGCGUCACCAUCCUGUCGGACCCGACCGACUACGCGGGCUUUCUGAAGGAACUUGAGAGUGGCGAGAUCACCGACGCCAGCCGCAACCGCUACGCGCUCAAGGCUUUUGAGCACACGGCCGAUUACGACACGGCCAUCGCAGAGUUCUUCCGCAAGGCGUACGCCGGCGACGGUGAGCAGCACCUGCCGCUGCGCUACGGCGCCAACCCGCACCAGAAGCCUGCCGCCGCCUUCACGGCCGGCGGCAAGCUGCCUUUCAAGACCCUCAGCGGCGCGCCCGGCUACAUCAACCUACUCGACGCGCUCAACGCCUGGCCUCUGGUCAAGGAGCUCAAAGCGGCGACGGGCCGGCCCGCAGCGGCCAGCUUCAAGCACGUGUCGCCAGCGGGCGCGGCCAUCGGCCUGCCGCUCAGCGAGGACGAGCGCAAGGUGUACAUGGUGACGGACAUUCCCGGCAUCGAGACGUCCGGCCUGGCGCAGGCGUACGCGCGCGCGCGCGGCGCGGACCGCAUGAGCAGCUUUGGCGACGUCAUCGCGCUGUCGGACGUGGUAGACGUGCCGACGGCCAGUAUCAUCGCCAAGGAGGUGUCCGACGGCGUGAUCGCGCCGGGCUACGAGGAGGCCGCGCUCGAGAUGCUGCGCAAGAAGAAGGGCGGCAAGUACCUGGUGCUGCAGAUCGACCCCGAGUACACCCCAGGCCCGACCGAGACGCGCACUGUCUACGGUGUCACACUGCAGCAGCACCGCAACGACGUGGAGAUUUCCGCCGCCAAGAGCUUCACCUCCAUCAUCACGCCCAAGGAUGGCGCGGCGCUGCCGGCGGACGCGGCGCGCGACCUGGCCAUCGCGACCAUCACGCUCAAGUACACGCAGAGCAACUCGGUGUGCUACACGUUCGGCGGGCAGGUGAUCGGGCUGGGCGCGGGCCAGCAAUCGCGCAUCCACUGCACGCGCCUGGCGGGCGACAAGGCGGACAACUGGUGGAUGCGCUUCCACCCGCGCGUGCUGGGCAUCAAGUGGAAGAGGGGCGCGAAGCGCCCGGACAAGUCUAACGCGAUCGACCUGCUGGUCAGCGGGCAGCUGCCGCGGGACGGUGCGGAGCGCGAGGGCUUCGAGGCCGUCUUCGAGGAGGUCCCGGCCGCCUUCACCCAGGAGGAGCGCGAGGCUUGGAUGAAGAAGUUGACGGGCGUUUCCGUCUCCAGCGAUGCCUUCUUCCCCUUCAUCGACAACGUCUUCCGCGCUGCCCGCUCGGGCGUCAAGUACAUUGCCGCGCCGACUGGUAGCCAAAACGACUCUGCCGUCUUCCAGACGGCCGAGAGCCUGGGCAUCACCUUUGUCGAGCAGAGCAUCCGCCUUUUCCACCACUAA
Messenger RNA from Cordyceps fumosorosea ARSEF 2679, 1791 nucleotides. Its product is annotated as bifunctional purine biosynthesis protein. Gene Ontology annotation, cellular component: cytosol. The transcript has 3 exons. The record is from RefSeq and is a predicted model, not a curated record. Gene Ontology annotation, molecular function: phosphoribosylaminoimidazolecarboxamide formyltransferase activity; IMP cyclohydrolase activity. Lineage: Eukaryota; Fungi; Ascomycota; Sordariomycetes; Hypocreales; Cordycipitaceae. Gene Ontology annotation, biological process: 'de novo' IMP biosynthetic process. The coding region runs from base 1 to 1791 and encodes 596 amino acids.